UUCGACGCAGUCAUCGCCUCUGAACGACGGCACCAACCAAGACGCGGAACGCCCCGCCGCGCCGACCGUUUCAACGCAUGGGGGAGAACCAUCCAUGGCCCAGAUCCUCGCCGCGCUUGUGAAUACGCAGGCCCUGCUCGCCAACUCGCUGUCGAGAGGUCCACCGACGACGAGCCCGAUCCAGAUUCACUCCACAAGCGACACGUCAUCCUCAAUCCCCACAUUCGAAGGGACACCGCAACAAAGUGCCCACGAAUGGAUUGCGCAAGUGGAGAGAAUCGCAGCGCUCGCCCACUGGACGCCAUCGCUCACGUUGGUGACGGCAGCGAGCCGCCUGACGGGAUCUGCCAAAGAUUGGCACAGCGCCUACGGCUCACAGCAUGACACCUGGGAGCAAUGGAAGGACGCGCUCACUCUCCGAUUCAAACGGAAGCUGACAAUGCAGGAGUUCCUCGAACUGCAGACGAAGCGACGCCUUCAGAGCCACGAGACCAUCGUCGAGUACAUGUACUCAAAGAACGCUAUUCUGAACAAGGCUCCGUACCGUCUAGCAGAGGAAGAACGAAUUUCCCUGAUUCUCAGCGGCAUCGAGGACGACACAUGGGCGAACCCACUGGCAGCGCAACUCUGCGGCACCGUGACUGAACUUAUCGACAGAGCGGCUUUGCUUGACGCGAGGCGUCGCACGACCACGUGUGUCGAUAACGAUGAGAAACCGCCACCGUCGACAACGAGCCGUGGUCAGGGUUCGAGCCAGCGGGUACCAGCCAGCAGCUCUGCCAACUUGCCGACGGCCAACUCGCGCAGCGAUUCUUCGGGAACUCCGCGCCCGCGGCCCACCUCUGCUCGUUCGUGCUUCAACUGCGGCGACAUCGGUCACCUGUCCCGUGAUUGUAGCAAGCCGAAAACGCCAGCAACGAUCAGAGCGGACGAGAAACGAGCGAAGAGGGACAACAGCAGCCACGGAACAGGGACUGCAUCACCGAGGCAAGCGAACUGUUUUUUGCAUUCGACGGGCGGCACUUUACCAAUCGUGUCCGGUACUGCUAACAACCGACCCGUCCGCGUAUGCAUUGACAGUGGCGCCAACAUAUCCAUCAUGAGUGCCAACGCCUUGACUGACGACAUUCCCACACACGCAUGGGUCUCGCGCGAGGACAUUGAAGUGCUCAACCGCAGCAUACGUCCAACUCUCGCUGCGACGCUUGAUGUGACAUUGGGCACCACGAAUGUGCGACUCGAAGACGUCGUGGUAACGGAACUGCCCAGCGGCAUCGACCUGAUUCUGGGCUCGGACUGGCGACGGGUCGCCAGCGUUGACGUAACGUUUCACAGGUCAAACGAUGUGACCAUCGUCCCAGUCGAGACCACCGGAAAAUCAUCGUCCGAAGUGCCACCCCCGAAACAAGGCACACCACACCGCACCGGGGAAACGCUUAUCGCGUCAUUCUGCCGGCAAUCGAAUGAGAGCGUUUCCGAGGACGACGGGUUCGUGCGCCUCAACACGAAAUGCCCCGCACCCGACGAAGACUUCAUGAGUCUGGUCGGAGACGCCACACGGAGGAUAACAAAGGAUGCCACCGAAGCAGAGAGGGACGAACUUCGCGCCAUUCUGCUAAGGCAUCACCAAGCGUUUACCUCCAAAGCUGACACUUUGGGCGUGUGUCCUCACACUGAACACAGCAUCGAACUCAGAGACGAUAUACCCGUAUCAUCGAGGCCGUAUAGGUGCUCACCGGCUGAUCGCAAGUUCAUACGAGAGCAAGUGCUACGCAAGAUGCUAAACAGCAAGGACAAAUGGCAGAAAGAACUACCUCGAGCAACGCUAGCAAUCAACGCCACGAAGCAUCGUCACAGCGGCCACAGCCCAUUUCGACUCAUGCACGGCUACGAUCCAAAAUUGCCAGGGGAGCUCAACCUCGCCUCAGUCGAGGGAGACAUCGACGAGUCUCAAAGGCUGCACGACUUGGCAAGGGAACGGGCGGAGACGAGAGAGCAGUUACUGCAGAGUCAGCGCAAAACAACGGUCCGAUAUGACGAGCAGCGGCGAACUCCGAGGUUCAAAUCGGGGGACCUCGUCCUGCUCGAGUUGGGCGCUCGAGGCGCAUUAGAUCCUCGCUAUGAAGGUCCAUUCGAGAUAACGGCCCUCAUUGGAGGAAACAGGGCCGAGAUCAAGAGAGUACCCCACGCAGCGGGCAAGAUCAACCAAAAAAUCGUCAACGUGGAGCAGCUUCGGAGAUAUAAGGAACCGCUCCUAGAGGUGACGGAACCAUCGCCGCCGAACGACACGUGCGCCUGAGGACAGGCGCAAUUUUCGGGAGGGCCGUGUCAGCCGGGACUCGAGCUCACACGGCCGUUGUGUUUAUAACGUGCAUCGAGUUCACACGGUCGCUGUGUUUACAACGUGCAUCGAGUUCACGCGGCCGCUAUGUUUACAGCGUACGUGCUUGGAGCCCAAACAGAGACGAUGGGCUAAGAUCCGGGGAGCGCUGGCUACAGCUCGAAUUCACCGAGAGCAUUUUCGGCCCCGCACAAGAAACAACAAAAAGUGAGACUGCGAGCCGGGAACGCGCAGCAACGCCUCGCCAGAGGAGGGAGCGAUCCGAGACACGAGUGGCGUCGGACGCAACUGAACGAGCUCCAGCACCGAGUCCCGUUUUCUUCCUUCACUUGUAACCCCGUCGAUUCACUUG
Rhipicephalus sanguineus (brown dog tick) is the source of this 2693-nucleotide messenger RNA. RefSeq lists its product as uncharacterized. The record is from RefSeq and is a predicted model, not a curated record. Gene Ontology annotation, molecular function: nucleic acid binding; zinc ion binding. The transcript has 2 exons. Bases 95 to 2299 code for a protein of 734 amino acids. Lineage: Eukaryota; Metazoa; Arthropoda; Arachnida; Ixodida; Ixodidae.